Molecule: messenger RNA, 1830 nt
Organism: Phytomonas sp. Hart1
Lineage: Eukaryota; Euglenozoa; Kinetoplastea; Trypanosomatida; Trypanosomatidae
Source: the annotation of a GenBank genome assembly
AUGAAGAGUCGCACUGAAAAAUAUCGAAUCAAUUAUAGAGGAGAAAGUAAGGAAAGAGCCGAUGAGCCCCCUUUACUUGUUUCUGACUCUGACCGGCCUCAUUUAGUAUGGUCAAACUUCAUCAAACAACAGCACUACCACCUACAACGCGCGUUUUUCUCUUCUCGUGAGUGUCAUUCCCAAUCCGAUACUUCAGAGUGUUUGCGCGACAAAGGUGAGGCUCCCGAGUCCGAUGGUCAAACCUGUCAAGAUGAUCUGAAGUGCUGGCAGCGCCUUAUAAACUCCGACGACGAGGCAAAAAGGCUGAAGGACUACGCGCGGGCCAUGCAUGAUCUCGCGACUAAGUACUGGGAGGCUCCUUUGGCGACCUUCAUAAAUUCGGGUCAAUCCAGAAACGGGGAAAGGAACGAUCAGGGGUCUCGCCUUUCUACCUCUACCACGAGCAGUACCCCGUUUCCAACAGCGGCGGUGGCAGGAUCGACGGAUGCGAUUUCUAUCCGGAAGCGCUCACGCGAUUUCGUCAGGGCCUCCAUUAAAUCCGUAGAUCAAGAGGAAGGGGCCAUUCUCCAGCGCCGUUAUGAUGACCGGAUCCAAUCUUCGCUGGAGUGUGUGGCGGCUUUCUAUCUCGGACGGCCCUCCAUCCUGGCGAAAGGUGGAGCCUCUGAGUGCCUUUUCUACGACCUGCCUUUGGUCUUUUUGCGGGCACUCAAGCCCUGGCGACGGGAGUUCUUCCGCUCAAACGCGCGAACGGCCACAAGGGCCGAAAUCGAGGAUCGCAUCCUGGAUUUGUCCAACAGUGCUGAACAGACAGGGGGGGCUGUUACAUCUCAAACAGCCUGGGGCCAAGCCAUGCGGUACGUCCGUGUCAUCCAACAGAUUCGCCAGGCCGCAGUUACAAGGGCCAAAAUCGAGGGUCCCGUCCUGGACCUUUCCCAGAGGGACGACCAAACAGAGGGGGCUGUUACAUCGCACAUGGCCUGCGGCCAAGCCACGCGGCACGUCUGUGACACCCAAUCUGUUUGUCACGCCAUAGCUUCGGGGUGGUCGACCUCCGAGGCCGGCGAUGUCGUCCUUCCCGUCCCCGCCCUCCACGCGAUCGAUGUGGGGGGCUGCUAUGGCCCGUUUUUCGCGAAAUCCAUCCCGCACGACGUCCUGCGCGCUGUCCCCCUCCACGUUGUGGGGUUGGAUCUCUGUCCGUACGCCCCGUUAGGGCCGCGGAAUCCUCCUUUGGAGAGCUGCGCGUCGCUUUCCGGAAGUGUCUGGAAGGGCGAUUGGCUAAGUUUGGAUUUUUUUAAGAUUUCCCCUCCCAGGCCCGCGAAUCAUCCCUUUGAUGAAGGAUGCCCGGCGGCCUAUUUGCGAUUUCGUCCGGCGGCCCCGCAAGGGUCGGAGGGGGAAAUGGUGGAGCUCAGGGCCGUCGCCCUUGAGUUGUUUGAUGUGGUAUUUUUUUGUCUCUUAUUGUCUUACUUGCCCUCGGCCCGGCUUCGCUAUCGUGCCUGCGUGAACGCUUAUUUGAGUCUUAAAGAGGGCGGUUUACUGGUUAUCGUCAGCACACGAACCCAAGGUUCUCGGCGCCGGAAAUGGGUUGAGGAGUGGGUUGAGGCAAUCUCCUCUAUCGGGUUUUCCCGCGUUCAUCAAGCAAUUCGGGAAAAGAUCGUGGUACUAUGUUUUUCGAAGCAAAGUCAUCCGGAGAUACGGAAAAGGCUCAAUAAUCUAAAUCAUUUUGAGCAGGACACUGAGGUGUCUGAGGAGGUGGAUGCUCUUUUGGAGCAGCUUAAUGGUUCCCCGUUUGCCUCGUAUGGGCUUCAUGUUAUGGCAGAUGAGGGUAUCUAG